ACCAUAGGAUCACAAGGACUCCUGGCAAGAUUCCAAGACAUUGACAUAAGACUCCUAGAAACCAUAAAACACCUUCAAGGCUCAGAGGAUAGAAGACCACUAGACCAGGACCUAGUAGCCCUCCCUACUAGGCUAGGAGGCCUAGGAAUACCUCUCUACGCGGAAGUGGCCGAGCUAGCCUUCCAAAACUCACAGGCUAUAGCAGACAUCACCCUACAGAGGAUCCUACCGCCAAAACUCUUCUGGCGCCUACCCCGAGCACCCUCGCCAGCCCCUAGCAACACUAGCAACCUACAAGAGGACGGCCUAGAAGGGGACAUAGACAAGGCCACAGAAGAGGACACACAAGGUCUAGACGAACAAACCACUCUAGGAAGCCAGGAGCAAGAACAGGACACCCAACAACAGCCUAGCUUUCCCCUAGAACACCAACAACUAGACCCCACUAGUACUGGCCCUGCUAGAACCAUCUACCGAGCUGCAAUAGACAAGCUUAACAGAGCUCGACUAGCUAGAGUACAGCAGAAGCUCUCUUUACAGCAAGAGAACGUACGGAUCGAGAACUCAGCCUUCCUAGGCCGGAGAUGGCUAUCCGCAAUGCCUACCUCACAGCCCCUUCUACUCUCGGACAUGGACGCACGCCUACCGAGCGAGGCUGGUCCGGGCAUCAUUCCAGUAUUUAAAGAUUACGCACCUUACUACCGCUGGACAGGCUGGCGAACGGAACACCCUGUGGCAGAAACAGAGAUCGCCAGACAACAGAUCCUCCAGCUUGUCGAGCAGGCCAAAGAAGCAGACGAUGGGACAGGUCAAUGGGUCGCUAUCCUCGGCUUCAGCCAAGGCGCAGGAUUGGCUGCAACGCAAUAUCCUGAACCAGUCGCGCUGCAUGAGAUCACCGACAAAGAAUCCGUCGAUGCUAUCAAAGCCACCAAAGCGCUCAAGGCACCUAGACCGGACGAAAUUGCCAACAGCGCUCUG
Aureobasidium vineae is the source of this 978-nucleotide messenger RNA. The record is from the annotation of a GenBank genome assembly. Lineage: Eukaryota; Fungi; Ascomycota; Dothideomycetes; Dothideales; Saccotheciaceae.